AACGCAUUCGAGUUGGAAGAAGACGAUUGUGGCCGUCGAUCGCCAGCCGCCCUAACGCUUCCAGACAUCGCAGUAGUCGCUCAAAACGGCCAACGUCGCCUCUGAAUUCAAUCCUACGCCAUCGGUCCCAUAGCGACCUCGGACAGCACACCGACGGAUAAAGUAAACGGCUUCCUGAUAUCAUGUCAAGCCGCCCGAACGCGCUGCACAAUCUUAGGAUGGGGGAGGUUAUCCGUGAGAAGGUACAGGACGGAGUGACAGGGGAGACACGUGACUUGCAGUACACGCAAUGCAAGAUAGUAGGCAAUGGGUCCUUUGGCGUCGUGUUCCAGACCAAGCUGUCGCCAUCUGGUGAGGAUGCCGCUAUCAAGCGUGUCCUGCAGGACAAGCGCUUCAAGAACCGAGAACUGCAAAUCAUGCGCAUUGUCCGCCACCCCAACAUCGUGCAGCUGAAGGCCUUCUACUACUCGAACGGCGACCGUAAAGAUGAAGUUUAUCUGAAUCUCGUUCAGGAAUUUGUCCCAGAGACUGUCUACCGUGCCUCCCGAUUCUUUAAUAAGAUGAAGACGACUAUGCCCAUCCUGGAAGUCAAGCUAUACAUCUACCAGCUCUUCCGUGCUCUCGCGUACAUCCAUUCCCAGGGCAUUUGCCACCGUGAUAUCAAACCUCAGAACUUGCUUCUGGACCCUGCGACCGGUGUCCUCAAGCUCUGCGAUUUUGGAAGUGCCAAAAUCCUAGUUGAGGGGGAGCCGAAUGUCUCGUACAUCUGCUCCCGCUACUACCGGGCUCCCGAGUUGAUAUUCGGUGCUACCAACUACACCACCAAAAUUGACGUCUGGUCGACCGGUUGUGUCAUGGCGGAACUGAUGCUCGGCCAACCACUCUUCCCCGGUGAAUCAGGUAUCGACCAGUUGGUUGAGAUUAUCAAGGUUUUGGGCACGCCGACCCGUGAGCAGAUUCGCACAAUGAACCCGAACUACAUGGAGCACAAGUUCCCGCAAAUCAAACCGCACCCUUUCUCCAAGGUUUUCCGCAAGGCUGACGCCAACGCUAUCGACUUGAUCGCCCGGCUUCUUGAAUAUACUCCUACGGAGCGACAAGGCGCCAUCGAUGCCAUGGUUCACCCCUUUUUCGACGAGCUGAGGGAUCCAAGCACCAAGCUUCCAGACUCGCGGCAUCAAACUGGCCAAAUGCGUGAUUUGCCCCCGCUCUUCGAUUUCACUCGGCAUGAGCUCUCGAUUCGCCCGGAACUGAACCAGAAGCUGGUGCCCCCUCACAUGCGACCGGUCCUUGCUUCAAACGGACUCGAUAUCGACAACUUGACACCAUUGUCGAGGCAAGAAAUGAUGGCGAAAUUGGAUUGAGGCGGGGAUACGACUCCUGCCUGAGACACUGCAAUACCCCCAGCUUCCU
This is a messenger RNA of Sodiomyces alkalinus F11, 1413 nucleotides long. Its product is annotated as Pkinase-domain-containing protein. The transcript is spliced from 6 exons. The record is from RefSeq and is a predicted model, not a curated record. NCBI's taxonomy places the organism in Eukaryota, Fungi, Ascomycota, Sordariomycetes, Glomerellales, Plectosphaerellaceae. Gene Ontology annotation, biological process: signal transduction; protein phosphorylation. Gene Ontology annotation, cellular component: cytoplasm. Bases 183 to 1364 code for a protein of 393 amino acids. Gene Ontology annotation, molecular function: protein serine/threonine/tyrosine kinase activity; protein serine/threonine kinase activity; ATP binding.